AUGCGGCAGUUGAGGGAGGCUGAGUACAGAUCGCUAGCUGACAAGCUGUCCAAAUACAUCCAAGAUAUCAAGCCACUCCUUGAACGUGGAAACGAAAAAUACGGUUUUUACUAUCAUCGGGGUCGAGUUUUCUACUGCAGAGAUGAUCUGGCUAGACGGGCUGAAAAUAUCACGCGGAAGAACCUUCUGAGCUUCGGAACCUGCUUUGGAAAAUUCACGAAGAAUAGCCAAUUCCGCCUUCACAUAACCGCUUUGCCUUACUUGACGCCUUACGCAAAGUAUCGGAUUUGGUUAAAGCCAUCCGCUGAGCAACACUUUCUUUAUGGCCAGCAUAUUGUCAAGUCUGGCUUGGCUCGCGUAUCAGAAGACACGCCCCAGUACGCCGGCGUCAUCGUGAUGAAUGCUAAUGAUACCCCUCUGGGUUUUGGUGUCGCCGCGAAGUCUACCCUCCAAAUGAAGAAUACUGACCCCAUGACAAUUAUAGGUUUCCAUCAAGCCGACAUCGGGGAAUAUAUCAGGAGCGAAGAGACAAUCGUAUAG
Molecule: messenger RNA, 540 nt
Organism: Echinococcus granulosus
Lineage: Eukaryota; Metazoa; Platyhelminthes; Cestoda; Cyclophyllidea; Taeniidae
Product: 60S ribosome subunit biogenesis protein NIP7
Exons: 3
Coding region: 1-540 (179 amino acids)
Biological process (GO): ribosome assembly
Cellular component (GO): nucleus
Molecular function (GO): RNA binding
Source: RefSeq, a predicted model, not a curated record